This is a messenger RNA of Fraxinus pennsylvanica, 1941 nucleotides long. Lineage: Eukaryota; Viridiplantae; Streptophyta; Magnoliopsida; Lamiales; Oleaceae. The record is from the annotation of a GenBank genome assembly.
AUGAAUGAUAAUAGCAAUGGCAGCAAUAGCAAUAGUAACUGGUUGGGUUUUUCUCUGUCACCCAUGAAAAUGGAGGGUUCUUCUGCUUCAGAUCCUCACCAUCAUCAUCAUAAUCAGUUCAAUCAUCAAACUGAAGCCCCUCCUACUACCUCCGCAGUUCCAGAAAGCAAUUUCUAUCUUUCACCUCCUCACCUGAAUACUUCAGCCAUCUGUUAUGGAGUAGGUGAAAUGAGUGGCUUUCACUCUCCUUUGUCCGUAAUGCCUCUUAAAUCUGAUGGCUCCCUUUGCAUUAUGGAAGAUUUCUCUAGAUCCCACGCACAAGCUAUGGUACCAAAUUCCUCUCCUAAACUGGAAGAUUUCUUGGGUGGUACAACAAUGGCAAGUCAUGACUAUGGGAGCCAUGAGAGAGCAGCAAUGGUUCUAAGCUUAGACAGCAUGUUCUACAGCCAAGUCCCCUUCAGGCAGCAGCAACACCAUCAGUAUUAUUCUGGGCUACAGUGCAAUGGCAUGUAUCAGAGAAUAGAUGAGGAACAACCUAAGGAAACUCAACUCGUCGACUGUAAGCUUCCUCCAACAAGUGAAAAUGAAAUUCCAUGUCUGAAAACAUGGGUGGAUCAUCAUCCCUUAGAACAUCAGGUAAAUGGUUGUAUGGUUGAUGGCCAUAAUAUUUGUGGUGGUGAUGCAAUGGGCUGUGGGGAUUUGCAGUCUUUGAGCUUGUCCAUGAGUCCUAAUUCUCAGUCUAGUUGUGUCACUGCUUCAAGGCAAAUCUCACCCACUGAAACUCACUGUAUAGCCUUGGGAACCAAGAAGAGAGGAUCUGAAAAAGUUGCACAAAAGCAAACUGUUCAUAGGAAAUCUAUUGACACAUUUGGUCAAAGAACAUCCCAGUAUAGAGGUGUAACUAGACAUAGGUGGACUGGUCGAUAUGAAGCUCACCUGUGGGAUAAUAGUUGCAAGAAGGAGGGGCAGACUAGAAAAGGAAGGCAAGUUUAUCUGGGUGGUUAUGAUAUGGAAGAGAAGGCUGCAAGAGCAUAUGAUCUUGCUGCACUUAAGUACUGGGGUCCCUCUACACAUAUUAAUUUCCCGUUGGAGAACUACCAGCAAGAGCUUGAGGGGAUGAAGAACAUGAGUCGACAAGAAUACGUCGCCCAUUUAAGAAGGAAAAGUAGUGGAUUUUCUAGGGGAGCUUCAAUGUACAGAGGAGUUACAAGGCAUCAUCAGCAUGGCAGAUGGCAGGCUCGGAUUGGCCGGGUUGCCGGGAACAAGGACCUCUAUCUUGGAACUUUCAGCACUCAAGAGGAAGCAGCUGAAGCUUAUGAUAUUGCUGCAAUCAAGUUCCGGGGCGUGAAUGCUGUGACUAACUUUGACAUAUCAAGAUAUGACGUUGAGAAAAUUAUUGCGAGCAAUACGCUGCCUACUGGAGAGUUAGCAAGGCGAAAUAAGGAGAGGGAGCCGCAGCCUGAGGUCAUCGAGUACAAUGCAGUAGCACAGAAACCGGAGGGAUAUGCUCAACUGGAGAAUAUACCUGAUUGGAAAACGGUGCUAUACCAAUCCCGCAGACAUCAACAAAAUGAUUCUUUGGAAUUAAUGAAUGAGAAAACAAUCCAUGCAGGAAAUCCUUUCUUGGUAGGGCUGCAGGGUUUGAUUGGAAUCGACGCGGCUAACAUGAGCCAGCCAGUUAUGGAUGAAAAGAUCGAUCCUGGGAAUGGGACACAACACUUCUCGAACCCAUCGUCUUUGGUUACCAGCUUAAGCAGCUCAAGGGAAGCGAGUCCAGAUAAAACAGAUGCCUCCAUCCUCUUUGCAAAGCCCACUACGCUCACCACUACGUCUGCCUCGACUCACAUCAAUCCCUGGAUGAACAGUAGCAUCGCUCAACUGAGGCCUCUUCCACCCUCAGUGGCUCAGUUACCAGCUUUUGCUGCCUGGAAUGACACAUGA